AUGGUGAUGGAUCCAUAUUCCUAUACAUCUCCGGCAAGGGUAAAGAGUCUUUUCUUGCCUCUUGCCGACAUGCCAAAUGAUCAAUUUUUGGCAUGUUUUGAGAACUUUAAGGAUAAGCACCAAGUCAGAUUAGUAGAUGUCACUCCAAGAAGCGAAGCAAAUACCGUCAACAAGUUCAGUCCUCAAGGAUUUCCUCUUGGGAGUGUUUUAUAUGAUCAUCAGCUAGCACAGAUCGAUAAUCAGGAAAUAUUCUUGCAAGAUUUUGAACCAUUCAGAAAGAUAUUUGUGGUGGUGGGUUUCAUCAAAUAUUCCGAUGGCUUAACGUUAAGCAAAUUGAAUUUACACUUGAAGAAUUUGAAGAAAGUGUUUAAAUACUCCAUUGUUCACAAUAUUGUGGUGUUUGACUCCGAAAAUAAAGAUUUGAUCAAUCCAGAAGCAAAUAAUAUUUUCCACAUCCAGAAAUCUUCCAACAAUAAUGCUUCAGAAUACCCUAUAAUGUGCGAUAUCACUUCCAAUUUCCUUAAUGCGUUGAACUCUUACGCCCAAUCUUUCCAACACGUCACUUUAAGAUCACCUGGGUCUAUCAAUUCUAAUGAUGUCUUGAAGAUCACUAUCACCGAUCACACCAGCGCUUAUGAGAAUACCGAAAUCUCUACCACUGAUGCCGUGAAAAAAUCAUCGGGAUCAAAGGGUACCGAGAAAAUUAAGGAUACAAAGAAUAAAGGUAGACACAUAAAAAUAUUAGGUAACUUUUAUUUACUAGCAGGGAGAUAUAGUGAUGCUCUCAGAGAGUUUGGUGAUGCUAUAUUAUUAUUGAAGUCUUCAAGUGAUUAUUUAUGGUUGGCAAGUUGUCUCGAGUACAUUGGUAUUUGCUUGACCUUAUUGACACAUCUUAAUGUUCCAUAUCAAUUACCCCAAUCAUUGUUGAAGUUUAUAAAUUCUAAGGAAAAAAACUCUUCUUCCAAAAACACUCCUGAUGCUUCGCCAAGAAAUUCUUUAUCAAGAUCUAGCACCAUGAAUAACAUUAGUGGUCAGGCCAAUUCCCAGACCAAUACCGGUUCAAGUUCUAAUUUGGGCGGGUCCAAGUUAGUUUCAAUCGAUAAAUUGAAUCUUCAAAUUCCAGAAAUCAUUGACCAAUUGACCAACAAAUUACUAUUUUAUUACUCUUUGACUUUCACCAAUCAUGAAGAUUAUGUUCCCCAGAUAGUUUACUGUGAAACUAUCAUAAGAUUUCUUAAAUUCAUGACAAUAAUACAUGUUGGUAAUGGUUUUAAUUCUUAUGUUAUUGAUCAUAUUGUUAUGGGCACUCCUAUUCCUGAAAAGAAGAUUAACGAAUUUUUCUUUUCCAAAAUGGACAUUUUUACAUUUUCCAAUAAAUUAUUCAAGGUUCAAUUAAAGAAUAUGAGUUUGAAUUCCCAAUGCAAAAUAUACUGUUCAUUGGCGAGUGUCUAUGAUGAUUUGGAACUUUAUAGAAAGAAAACGUUUAUUCUCCGAACAUUAUUUUUGAAAUUGAUCCCUGAAUUGACUAAGAGCCAAGCUGUCAGUGAAUCUAGAAAUACCGAAGAUCAAGAUGAAGACGAUGAAUUGAUCUCCAGAUCAGCAGAAAUUUUUGAAAAAAAUCAACAGCUACAAACCCAAGUGGAAUUGAACACUAAAUUAUUGAACGAUGUUGACUCAGGAUCAUCAGCCGGUAGAAACAACAAUGAACUGCUUCAUAAGUUGUUAAACAAUCUAUUAUUAAUUUAUGGAAUUGGAAGCUCCCCAAAGAAUUCUACUAACAACUUCAAAAGGGCCCCAUGGUUCCAAAUUCAUAAAUCAGUGUUGAAUUUGUGUAUUGAUAUUUGUAAAUCAAUAAUUGAUUUUAGAGGAAUUGUUUUCUUUUCUAGCAUAUUAUUAUCAAAGUAUAUCAAUGCAUUGACCAAACAAGAGCAAAUUUCAUUGUUUUCAUUAAUCGGAGAAACUCAACAAAAGGCCAAGAAUGUCAAUCAAGUGAUACCAUGCUAUUAUUGGGAUCCAUUCUUGGUGAGAGAUAUCACCUUAUUGAAUGAAUUUGAUGAAACUUUGAUGCCUAUUAAAUUAAAGGAGCUACCAGCCGGAAGCAAUACUACCAUUGAAACUGAUAAGAAGCCAUUGGGCAAAGAAUCAUCCUCCGUGACCAAUGUUGAUAAAGUCAUGAGCAGUGCAGUGAUUUAUAACCCAUUUGAAGAAAAUAAAAGAAAUCGGGCCAAACUACAAAGAAAAAGCUCAAAAAGAUUGUCUUCCUCUGGGCUUGGUUUGAAACCAAAAAGCAGAAGGGCGAGUAAAGUGAUUGAUGUGGACGCUGAUACAAGCAUUGCCAGUCUUACUGGCUCCAUCAAAGAAGAGAAUGAGGAAGGAGGAGAUUACGAAGAAGAUGGUACGGCCACUACAAGCAAUGAUGGUGAUAACGUUGAUAGUGAUGAAGAAGAAGAAUAUGAGGAUGUGGUAGAGGACAACUUUGAUGACGAAGGAAUUGUUCUUGUUCAAGAUGAAAUUUUUACAGUUUUGGUUAAGGUUCAAAAUCCCUUUGAAUUUGACAUUGAGCUAAGUGAAAUUGCAAUUAAAGCCAACGAAGAACUUGAGUUAGAGACUUUGGUGAAUAACAACCAAAACCAAUUCACAAUCAAUGCUGAUUCUGUCACCACUUUGAGAAUUGCUGUUAGACCAUUGAAUUAUGGUGAAUUGAAAAUCAUUGGUGCUGAAAUGAAGGUCAAUAAUUGUGAGCGUCAACUAUUCAAAAUCAUUCAUAAAGAAAAAUAUGAAGUGUUGGAAAAAAUCAAAAAAGUUGGUAUUGAGGCAAAUUUACCGUCGAAUAAAUCUAAACUUUCACCAUUAUCGAAUAACACCGGUGUCAAUGGCGAUGAAUCAAGUGCGAAAAUUGCUAACCGUGUUGAGUUCAAGAACUUGAAUUUGGUGGUUAUCACCCCACAACCGAUCUUGUCACUCAUUGAUUUAUCAUUGAAUAAUGGAUGGAUUAUGUUGUUAGAAGGUGAAAAAUCCUCAUUCAAGAUUGUAUUGAAAAAUUUGUCAAACAUUAAAAUCAAUUAUUUGGCAUUUAGCUUCCUUGAUUCCACAAUCGAACCAUUAACCAAAGCUUUGCAAUCCAAGGAUUUACCGAUCAAUGAAAUUUAUGAAAUUGAAUACUAUUUAUUGAAGCGGAAGCCUUUGAAGAUCCAAAAAUCGGAGAUCAACAAGUUGAAGUUCAUUAAGCCUUUGGACUACUUGAAUUUGAACUUUGACAUAAGAGGUAAACGUGGUAUGCGUGAUGCCCAUAUUAUUUUGGACUAUGGGAAUCAACAUAGCGUUGAUCCAAAUAAUAAGGAUGUUUCGGAAGAUGAAAAGAGUGCGCAACAAUUCUCUAAUUUUUUCAGAAGAAUUAGUAUUCCUAUCAGUGUCACGGUUUCUCCAAGUAUUGAAUUGGCAGGUUGUGAUUUGAUUCCAUUAUUCAAUAAUGUUAAGGAAUUAAAUGAGGACAAAAUUAAUGUGAUUCAGAGUGAACUGAGCAAGGCUGUACAAAAUAUGAAAGAAUUUGCAUUAGAACAAAAGAAUAUUUGGGCAUAUUUGAAUAAGAAAACCAAUAACAAAGUCAGUGAUUAUUGUUUAUUGGUUGUUGACUUGCGUAACUCUUGGAAUCAAAAAUUCAAAGUGACAUUAAAGUCCAGUGAUUUUGUGUUAGAUGAGGCUGAUGAUAAAGGAAUGGGGGCUUCCAAUGAUGAUGAUGAUGAUGAUUUCUACAGUAUCAGUGAAACCAUUGCCCCAGGACACACUGAAAGAUUCAUUUUGCCAAUUAAGCGGAUUGAGUUUUCCAAUGAAUAUUUGGAAAGAUCUAUUCCUAGUUUGAGAAACAAGCAAUUUAUUGUUCAAGAUAAUAAGUACACCAAGGAAGAAUUCAAGUACAUCCGUGAAGCCUUCUGGUACAGAAAGGAAUUACUUAGACACAUCAAGGGUGACUGGGUGGAAGAAGGAAGUAAACGUCAAGGUGACAUUGAAUUACGAGGCAUUAGAUUGUCGCAACGGAUGGUGAGUGUUCUUAGAAUUGAGAAAAUUGGGAUCGAAAUGCAAAUUUUGAACGAUCAUCAAAACAUCAAGAACAAUGGUCUUUAUUGGGAAGUGUCGACUGAGCAAUUCGCGACGAUCAGAACUAAGAUUAUUAACCGUAGCAAUUAUGUGUUGCAAGGUUUCAUUCGCCAUGUUCCAAUUCUGAACAACCACGGACCAAUAGACCGGAAAAUCUUGUACAAUGGGGUUCUUCAGCUCAAUAUUGGCCAAGAGGGAAUCUUACCUGGUGAAAGUAAAGACUUUGACUUGGGGGUGGUCAUCUUGGAUAAGGGUGAAUACGAAUGGGGUGCAAUUUUCGAUGAACAAAUAUUUGAUUCCAAUAAUAGUGUGGAUUUACAACAUACCCAAAGAGAACCAUUGUUCAUUAGAGCUGUAUAA
Molecule: messenger RNA, 4455 nt
Organism: Saccharomycopsis crataegensis
Lineage: Eukaryota; Fungi; Ascomycota; Saccharomycetes; Ascoideales; Saccharomycopsidaceae
Gene: TRS120
Product: TRAPPII-specific subunit TRS120
Exons: 1
Coding region: 1-4455 (1484 amino acids)
Cellular component (GO): trans-Golgi network
Source: RefSeq, a predicted model, not a curated record